Molecule: messenger RNA, 1956 nt
Organism: Ictalurus furcatus (blue catfish)
Lineage: Eukaryota; Metazoa; Chordata; Actinopteri; Siluriformes; Ictaluridae
Gene: riok1
Product: RIO kinase 1 (yeast)
Exons: 17
Coding region: 132-1820 (562 amino acids)
Biological process (GO): maturation of SSU-rRNA
Cellular component (GO): cytosol; preribosome, small subunit precursor
Molecular function (GO): ATP binding; protein serine/threonine kinase activity
Source: RefSeq, a predicted model, not a curated record
CGUAGUCACGUUGGCGGAAGUGCGUGAGAGUGAGUGGAGCUGGGAGUCCGGCGUGGGUUUUGUGUUUAUAACUGUCCGUAUUUGUGAUUAUCAUUCCAAACUUUUGUAAAUAGAAGGAGGAAGGCAUUGCGAUGUCGCAGGUCGUCCUCGGACAGUUUGACGACGCAGAAGAAUUGGGCAGUGACUCAGAGUUCAGCCACGUUACAGAGAAACGGCCAUCGCUAGAGGACAAACUCGACGGAGUGACGUUGCGGCCGUUAUCUGUAGAGUCUAAAACGCAAAAUGAUAACGAAGAGGAAGAUGAUGAUGAUGAGGAGGAGGAGGAGGAUGAUGAUGAUGAAUGGGACUGGAAAGGGUCAGCCGGAGGAGAUUUUACUAAACGCUACACUGCAAUGCGGAUGGGGAACAAUCAGCAGGCAAACAGACAGAGAACACAAAAGUCAGAAAAGCUCUCGACGCCAUCCGACAAGGUGCUGAGGAAGUUUGAACACAAAAUAAACCUGGAUAAGCUGAACUACGCCGAUUCCGUCAUCAACAAAGUCACCGCUAUGCAAAGACAGAGAGAAGCAGACACGUAUCGAGUUAAAGACAAGUCCGAUCGAGCUACGGUGGAACAGGUUUUGGACCCCAGGACUCGCAUGAUUCUCUUCAAAAUGCUCAGCAGAGGCGUCAUUUCGGGGAUUAACGGCUGCAUCAGUACAGGAAAAGAGGCCAACGUCUACCACGCGACAACGGCUAAAGGAGAAAGCCGAGCUAUUAAGAUAUUCAAGACCUCCAUCCUGCUGUUUAAGGACCGGGAUAAAUACGUCAGUGGAGAGUUCAGGUUCCGGCACGGCUACUGUAAAGGCAACCCGAGGAAGAUGGUACGGACGUGGGCUGAGAAGGAGAUGAGGAACCUGAUAAGACUACACACAGCGGGGAUUCCCAGUCCAGAGCCCAUCAUGCUUCGGAGCCACGUCUUGGUUAUGGGCUUCAUUGGAAAAGAUGAUAUGCCUGCACCUUUACUAAAGAACGCAGCGCUGUCCGAAUCCAAAGCGCGUGAGCUGUACCUGCAGGUCAUCCAGAAGAUGAGGCUGAUGUAUCAGGAGGCUCGGCUCGUGCACGCAGAUCUCAGCGAGUUUAACAUGCUGUACCACGACGGAGAUGCGUACAUUAUAGACGUCUCUCAGUCGGUGGAGCACGAUCAUCCUCACGCACUGGAGUUUCUCCGCAAAGACUGCAAUAACGUUAACGACUUUUUCCAAAAACACAGUGUAGCUGUGAUGACGGUUCGGGAGCUGUUCGAGUUCAUCACAGACCCGUCCAUCACCAGCGACAACAUCAACCAGUACCUGGACAAGGCGAUGGAGAUCGCAUCAGCCAGAACAGCAGAGGAGAGAUCCAACCAAGACAAAGUGGACGAGGAGGUGUUCAUGAAGGCUUAUAUUCCUCGUACGCUAAACGAAGUGAGUCAUUACGAACGAGACGUGGACGCCAUGAUGAAGGAGCAGGAGAAUAAACAGCAUGAUAACAUCCUGUACCAGACAGUGAUGGGUCUGAAAAAGGAUCUUUCAGGCGUGCAGACGGUUCCUUCCUUACUAGAAGGCUGUGCUGAAGAAGGGAGCUCCGGCAGUGACGAAGAGGAGGACGAUGAAGAUGAGCAGGAAUCUGGAGAAGAGGACACGCAGGAACACGACGGCCAGGACAAGACGCAACCGCUGGACAAAAAAGAAAGAAAGAAGCUGGUAAAAGAAGCUCAGAGGGAGAAGCGAAAAAAUAAAUUACCAAAGCACGUGAAGAAGCGCAAGGAGAAAGUGGCCAAGAUGAAGAAAGGAAAAUGAAAGGGAACUGUCGUGCUCAUGCUCAUGACCUGACACACACACACACAUGUUCUUUAUUUAAAAAAAUAAAAUGAUCAAUUCUGAUAUAACCUCCUGUACAUCUGAUGAAUUGGUCAAUUAAAACUUUUAUAAGGUU